AUGUCUACAUCUCGUCGGCCUCCACCCGCGUACACUGCCGCUAAGGAUUCAGCGGUGUAUGGCACGUCCCAAGUCUAUAGGAAUAUCUCGGAGAGUGCCUCCAGCGAUUCUGGGAGGGUUCUCGAGACAUCAUUCACUAUCCGUCCCUGCUCCGGACAGGCCUGGGUGGUGCCAGCCGGGCAUAUCUGUCGACUGACUACACCCAAAGGGCCGCAAGUGGGCGAUCUCAAUAUUUGGAAUGCGAAUAAUCCCCGAGAGCGACUUUGGGCUGCUCGCACGCGUCAAAUUCACGCUUCCCAUGUGUCGGUCGGUGACCGCUUGUGGUCAAACCUGCCAUAUCUACGGCCCCUCGUCACCAUAACCGGAGACUCUCUGAAUGGUGGACAAUUGCAUGAGGUUUUGGAAGUCAACGGUCAACGGAAGGAGGGUGUUGGCUUUGGCACAUCGAAAUGGGGUGGACGUGUUCAUGAUUUGCUUGGAACCAGAUGCGAUCCCUACGUCAAUUUGCUUAUGGGUGGAGAAACCUUUGACUUCCACUGCCACUCGAACUUGACACGCGCGGUCAUACCUUAUGGCUUGACUGAAUUGGAUGUGCAUGAUGUGCUUAAUGUCUUUCAGGUAACCGGUCUGGAUGAGCAGGGAAAGUACUUCAUGGAGACAUCGCCAGCUAAGCCGGGAGAAUACUUUGAGUUCUUUGCCGAAGUAGAUGUGCUCUGUGCACUGUCGACUUGCCCUGGAGGAGAUCUCUCUCAAUGGGGAUGGGAGGAGAAGGGCGAGAAGAUGGGAGCUACUACCCGUCCAUUGGGUGUGGAGGUGUACAAGCUGGCUGAUCCCAAGAUACUGGAUGGUUGGAAACAGCCUGAGAGCCCCAAUUAUAGGGGACUGCAUGGGUUGCAAAUGCCACGACGGGAAACCGAUGAUAGUGGCUAUGUUGGUUUAUAG
This is a messenger RNA of Aspergillus fischeri NRRL 181, 942 nucleotides long. RefSeq names its product urea carboxylase-associated family protein. The coding region runs from base 1 to 942 and encodes 313 amino acids. NCBI's taxonomy places the organism in Eukaryota, Fungi, Ascomycota, Eurotiomycetes, Eurotiales, Aspergillaceae. The transcript is spliced from 2 exons. The record is from RefSeq and is a predicted model, not a curated record.